Bombus pyrosoma is the source of this 1486-nucleotide messenger RNA. RefSeq lists its product as uncharacterized. The record is from RefSeq and is a predicted model, not a curated record. The transcript has 2 exons. Bases 95 to 433 code for a protein of 112 amino acids. Lineage: Eukaryota; Metazoa; Arthropoda; Insecta; Hymenoptera; Apidae.
AUCGAGUCAGGUGAAAUGGGCUUAUAAGUCGUAAAUAGAAAGUAUGAAGUUGUUUUUUACAUAAAAUUGUUCAUAGUUAAUUACAAGUUUAAUAAUGUCUCUACUACUUUUAGAGUGGAGAUAUAAAUAUAUAUUAUUGAAUUUAUACUUUAUGAAAUUGAACACCAAUAAAAUUAAAAGAUGUAUAAAAAGUGGAGGUGAAGUUUGGCUUUUGAAAAGCUUAUAUGAGAGAGUGCAUGCAAUACAAUGGCAUGCACAUACAUAUCACAAUUCAAGAAGGAAAUAUGGAAUAACAUACGUGACUAGCGCAACUAUAAAUACGUCCUCUAUGCAGGAGACUCCUGUGCCACCUUGUUCAGAAUUUUUUUCUUCAGAUACUCUUUAUGCUCAAAUUACUAUUUGUAAAUAUUGUGCGCUUGAAUUGGCCAUGUGAUGGAUAAAAACACCAAAUAUCCACAUAUAUCCAUUAUAAUAUAGAUAUUAUGUUACAUCAUCGACAGACUGUCAUUGUUAGGUACAUAUAGAUUGAGUAACUGUUAAGAUUUAAUUUAGGUUUAUUAGUAAAUAAAAGAAAGAAACUAUAAAUUAAUAAACUCUUUUAUAUUUUCAUAUCUACUUUUUUAAAUAAAAUAAAAGUUAUAUACAAAUAUACAUUUUUCUAUCAUCCAAGAAAAGAGUGGAUCAUUUAGAAAAUUCAGAAAUAGAGACUUGGUAAUUUUGCGCAGCGUUUCAAUUGUAAUAUCUAAGAAUAACAGAAGUUGAAGAAUCAUGGAUAGGUAAAUAACAAUAAGCGUUUAAAAUUAUUGACUUGUUUUGUCAUAUUAUGUAAUCUGGCUAGUAUUUCUUCAGUAUAUUAGAUAUAUGUAUGUAAAUACGUUUCUUUUAUGCGUUAUCUUCGUUCCGAACCUACUUUCCGUUGUAACUCUCUCAAUAUAUGUAUGUAAAUGCACUCUAGUGUAAGAAACACGGAGUGUUUCGUAGCUAAUCAUCAUGAAUCGUAUGUCACAGUGUUGGAUGAGUUGCAUAGAGAAUACAUACACCAUCCGUUCCUUUUAAAUCGUAUUGAAAAUAUACCUUCUACUUUCCUGUACCUCAUAACUUAAUUUCAGUUUACGUAAUUAUAAUUACGGAAGAUAUCAAGCAUAACAAAUUUUAUGCGCGUAAUUGAAUUUCGUGGGGUUAUUCUAAAGAAUACGGGGUACUUGAUUAUAUUUCGCUAUCUCCUAUCGUAAUGUGGAAAUUAAUUACUCGAAUCUUAACAUAGUAAUUUGAUUCCUUUUAUUUCAAUUUAUUGUAAUUAUAUAUUGUAAUUAUAUAUGUAAUUAUAUAAAUAUAUUAAUCCGGAAAAUAUAAAAAUUAAAACAUAUUAAAACAAUUCAAACUAUCUUGCAGUUUCUAGAAAUUCGGUUAGGUGACAAAAAUGGUUAUUUCUUUUGUAAUACAUAUGCAUAUAUAUGCAUUAGCUCAUAACGGAUAGAUAUAAAAU